CUUUUGGGGGCGCUGACGUCACAUGUAAACAGCUGCCCAUGGCCUUGAAGCGGUGCAGCCAUGAUCCAACUCAAAAACCGGGUUAGAUACAGCGCGCCAGGUGUAGCGGCAGCCCGCCUCUUCUCCUCUGGGCCCUCCAGGAACCCGCUGGUGUUUUUGGACAUCGAAGCCGACAGCGAGCCUCUCGGAAGGAUCGUUAUCGAGCUGAAUGCUGAUGUCGUGCCCAAAACCGCUGAAAACUGCAGAGCUCUGUGCACAGGAGAGUAUGGCUUUGGGUACAAAGGCUGCGUGUUCCACAGGAUUUUACCUGAGUUCAUGUGUCAGGGAGGAGAUUUCACCCACAACAACGGCACAGGAGGGAAAUCCAUUUAUGGGAAAACCUUCAAGGAUGAGAACUUCAAAUUAAAACACACCGGUCCCGGAACCCUUUCAAUGGCUAACUCAGGACCUAACACCAACGCCUCACAGUUUUUCAUCUGUACGACUAAGACAGAGUGGCUUGAUGGCAAACAUGUGGUGUUCGGGCAGGUGAAGGAGGGCAUGGAAGUGGUCACCAAGAUGGAGUCCUUCGGUUUGCACGACGGGGGAGUGCUGAAGAAAGUAGUUAUUGUUGAUUGUGGGGAGUUAAAAUAACCCUUGGGGCCAAUUAUCAAUGCAAAACUGUAAAAAUAUUGCUACUUUCCCUGUCUUCCAUUACAUAUUUAUGCAAUUUUUACAUUGAAAAUCAGAAAAGAGGUCAAAAAACGUAUUGUGUUGCGAUAAAAUUAAGCAUAUAAAGUAAAAAAAACGACUUGUUUUAUGAAUAAAAACAAAAUUUAUACAUACGUCAGAACCGUUAAAAACACAUGCAUAUUUUAAAUCCCUUUGUGAGAUUUAGUUUUUUUAUUUUAUUGGCAAAAAGAGGGCCAAUUUUUUUAGCUAUGCAAACCCUACAUUUUUUCACAAAUGCUUAAAAGAUCAUUUAUCAUCCAAAAAAGAUGUUAAGGACAAUUUCCUGUAGGUUUUAUGGGUUGUAGCAGAUCACAAUUCAUUAAUUUAUAAUUAGAUUUGCUUAAAACAGUGUUAUAAUGGAAAGGAAUGUGACACCGCACUGUUUUACAACACCCGUUUUCAAAGAAAAACAUUUGGGAGUUAUUGUACAGUGUUUUUCAUUACAAAAUCUGUUUUUCUACAGUUAUGCAAGUGAUUUAUGCUUCACAGACUAAUGCACCACCCAGAAACACUUUUUUUUCUGGAAUUCCAUGCAACAGUUGUUAAAUAAAUGUUAUAUUUUGUUACAUCA
Molecule: messenger RNA, 1282 nt
Organism: Oryzias latipes (Japanese medaka)
Lineage: Eukaryota; Metazoa; Chordata; Actinopteri; Beloniformes; Adrianichthyidae
Gene: ppifa
Product: peptidylprolyl isomerase Fa
Biological process (GO): protein folding; protein peptidyl-prolyl isomerization
Cellular component (GO): cytoplasm; mitochondrion
Molecular function (GO): peptidyl-prolyl cis-trans isomerase activity; cyclosporin A binding
Source: RefSeq, a predicted model, not a curated record